This is a messenger RNA of Talaromyces proteolyticus, 1503 nucleotides long. RefSeq lists its product as uncharacterized. NCBI's taxonomy places the organism in Eukaryota, Fungi, Ascomycota, Eurotiomycetes, Eurotiales, Trichocomaceae. Gene Ontology annotation, biological process: small GTPase-mediated signal transduction. Gene Ontology annotation, molecular function: guanyl-nucleotide exchange factor activity. The transcript has 3 exons. Bases 1 to 1503 code for a protein of 500 amino acids. The record is from RefSeq and is a predicted model, not a curated record.
AUGACAACAUCACCAGCAACAACAUCACAAACGGCGACGACCUCGACACCUGCAACCGGCAAUGCGUCCGCACAGGUGCUCUAUGACACUGCUGGAACAGUGUCGUCUGCGGCAGCAACUGUCGAAACCGUGCAUUCUUCCCUGUCUUAUCGACCACUUUUUUCCUCCGCCGAUGAGCGGCCACGCUUCCAUGCCCCAUAUCGCUGGUGGGAAGACGAGGCACGUACCGUGCUAUGGAGUUUCGACAUUCGACAAAUCAUGCUGGUAAUCAGGUUCGGCCUGUUCAAUGAUGGGAAUCAGCCGCGGGCCGCCUUGCAAAGGAGAGACGCCGCGUUCAUCGAGAAAUUCAUUGAAGGUCUAUUACAGCCGUACGAGCUGCCUUAUCUGCCUGGACUCUCUCAUGCUCAGCGAGUAGAGGAGAUUUUACGCCGGUGUCAGGCCGUCGAACCUGUCAAUGUGCCAUGGAGUCGCUUCCCGACGCGGGCUCGUCGAGUUACAGAUCCAGCGGCUGUUGCACAGGAAAUUGAAGCAGAAAGCCAUUCUCAGUUUAAAAGUGUGCCGUUUGAGACUUGGGUGCGAUAUUCUAUGGGAUACGCUACCCCAGAGGUGGAUUGGUUCCUCCAGCAGCAUACGGUAUUCUACGUCAUUCUAUCAACGUACCUCCAGACCUAUCCGGACGAGCUGCCCAAGUAUCAAGAAGUUGAAAAGAUUAUGAGGACUAAGAGUCCCUUCGCCCAUCGGGCAAUCGUACAAUGUUUGUCUCAGUUCCAAGACCAAGGCAUAGCUGGGAUUUCUCAGGCUCGCAUGUCUGGUUUUGAAUUCAUCGCGGGACCGAUACAGGGAUUGUUUAAAGCAUCUAGCUUGGGACUAUACAAUACCGUCAAACUACUGUCCGUCCUAAGAGUUCGCUUCCAGCAAACAUACAUCCAUGUGCCGCAGAUGGACUGGCACAAGAAGCUUGACACCAGGGUUCCCUUAUUAGACAGCCUACUAGCAUCGCUAUCAGCAGCUGAUCUAGCUCGAUCUCUGACACGUUCUGACGAAUCCAAAUUCGCCCAACUAUCCCGAGACAAGCUCAUGAGCGAGGAUAACCCUACGGUAGAAGCUCUACACGACCGGUGGUCUAUUCUAGCUACAUCCGUUUUUGAAUGUUGUACUGCACUGCCCGAAAUCGUUCCCUAUAUUCAGCAAUGUGCCGAGAUCCUCCAUUCGUUACGCAACUAUAACUCCACAUUGGCGUUAAUUCGGGGCCUCCAGCUCGUCAGCAUGUCGUGUCUAUGGACAACUCUUUCCCCGAAUGGCGAGGAAUCGAUAUCGGUGAUCUCCCUUACGCCGGUUAACUUGGUGUCGAUGUCGGACGCCUCGAAUAAUUAUGCUGCGUACCGAUAUGCUAUGAAGACUACACCGGGAAUACCCUUUCUGAUGCCGCAUGUGGUGGAAUACCGCCGGAAUGGUGAGGUAGCUUUAGAUGAGCUAUUUAUUACGCCACAGCCUCGACCAUAG